UACUGUAUGAAUUUUGUUGAUUACAUUUAAGAACCUAAGUUAUACCAACCGGUAAAAAUCAUAAAAAGAAAAAACAGACAUCAAAAUUGCAACCCAUUGGUAGCUGAGAGGUUUCGUAGAUGUGUUGAUGUCAGUCACAUAUAACAGAUUUCAAGGAGGGGUUCGAUUCCCAGUGAAGGCAUAUAAAAAUUACAAAAAUUAACGCUCUUUUUUACAAUCUGUAUUAACCAGAUGGAAAGUGAUUGGUCUGGUCGUUGGAAUCAUGUCAGAAAAUUUGUAGAACGUGGAGGUCCAUUUGCUCACCCUGAUUUUGAACCUAGUACUGAGGCUAUAGGAUUUUUACAAGAUGUCUGUAAGAUAUUGGUCAUUGGUGCUGGUGGUUUGGGAUGUGAAUUACUCAAAGACCUGGCCCUGAUGGGAUUUAGAAACCUUGAUGUGAUUGAUAUGGACACUAUAGAUGUUUCAAAUUUAAACAGACAAUUUUUGUUCAGACAUAAGGAUGUAGGUAAACCUAAAGCAGAGGUAGCAGCUGAAUUCAUUAAUAAGAGAGUACCUGGAUGUAAAGUCACUCCUCAUUAUUGUCAAAUUCAGGAUUAUGAUGAAUCAUUCUACAGAAAAUUUCACAUAGUAGUAUGUGGUUUAGAUAGUAUUGUUGCCAGAAGGUGGAUAAAUGGAAUGCUAAUAAGUUUAUUAAAGUAUGAAGAUGGUGAAUUAGACCAGAGUACAUUGAUACCUAUGGUAGAUGGUGGAACAGAGGGAUUUAAAGGAAAUGCAAGAGUUAUCCUUACUGGUAUCACUGCAUGUAUAGAAUGUACAUUGGAUUUAUAUCCUCCUCAGUUCUGGGCACUGCAUUUCUUGACAAAAGGGGUGAACACCCAAGGAAACAGUAAAGCUAAUAAGAUAAAUUUUCCUCUUUGCACAAUAGCACAUACACCAAGACUUCCAGAACACUGUAUAGAAUAUGUCCGAAUCUUAUUGUGGCCAAAAGAGGAACCUUUCGGAGCUGAUGUAACAAUCGAUGGUGAUGAACCUGAUCAUAUUAACUGGAUAAUGGAUAAGUCUAUAGAGAGAGCUAAUGAAUUUAAAAUUUCUGGUAUAACUUACAGACUGACACAAGGUGUAGUAAAAAGAAUUAUUCCAGCCGUAGCCUCAACAAAUGCAGUUAUUGCAGCUGCCUGUUCAACAGAAGUAUUUAAACUUGCAACAAGUUGCUGUUUACCCCUAAAUAAUUACAUGAACUUUAGUGAUAUUGAUGGUAUAUAUACGUAUGCCUUUGAGGCCAUGAAAAAGGAAGAUUGUAUAGCCUGUACAAAUAUACCAAAAGCAUUGAAAUUUUCUGAUGGUGAUAAAUUACAAGAUAUUUUAACAUACCUAAUAGACAGUGCUGAAUAUCAAAUGAAAUCUCCUGGAAUAACGACUUCACUGAAUGGCAAAAAUAAGACCUUGUACAUGCAGACAGUAAAAUCAAUAGAAGAAAAAACCAGAGAAAAUCUAAAAAAGACAUUAAAUGAGCUUGGUCUGAGAGAUGGACAAGAAGUGUAUAUAGCAGAUCCCACCACACCAAAUACAAUUACAUUUAAACUGACUUUAGGGUGUAACAUGGAGUAGCUUCUGUUAUUAACUCUGGUUUAUUUCUAUCACAAUAUACUGUUAUGUUAGUAUUAUCUUAUAAUUGUUAAAUCUGUAUUAUUUUGAUUGGAAAUACAGAAUUUUAAGCUUUUUGUGAAUACAUCAUGGCACCAUAGACUAAAAUAUUCUCUUUUGGGUGGCUGUAUAACAGUAUUUCUUUAUAUUUAUCAACAGUGAAAAUUAGAUGCCAUAAUUUUCUAGAUUCCAUGGUAUUGACUUUUGUGGAUUUUAUUUAUCUAAUGAUUUACCAUCAAAUUUGCAUUCAUUGAAAUAAAAAGUCUUCUUUGAAUUAUGAUUAAAAUGUUCAAAUUGAUAGACCAGCAAUUCAGUCAAUUCAAAUUUUCUUGAAAUCAUAUGACUUUUGAAGAAUAAAAAAAUUGUUUUAAUAAUUAUCAGAAAUAGUAUUGAUACACAGAUUAACAAGGUAUUAUCAAUUUACAAUUCUUUGUUGGAUAAAUAAUUUUAUUAUACUUCAUGUCAAAAUACCAGACUUUGAUUGGUUAAUACGAGGGAGACAAUUUACUCUAUCCCAUGGCAAAUACUCUAUUACUCUUCACGGAGAGGCUGGAUCAAAUGUGCGCUUUAUUGAAUACGGAUGGUUGUUAUGUACAAGACGUCAUAGUGUAUUUCUUUUAAUUUGAAACUUAAUAGACAGUUAUAACAGAACAUUCAGUAUAAUAAAUUAAAUAACACAUAUCAGAGGGUGAUAGAGCAGAUUGUAACUACUCGAAAAGACAUUGUCAACCUUGGCUUCGCCUCAGUUGACAAUAUUUUCUCGGGGUAACAAUCUGUUCUAUCUCAGCUAUGUGUUAUUUAUAUAGUGUGUACAUAUUAGACACUUUUGUACUAAAAAUUUCCUGUUUUUGAUGUAUUCAAAGUUUGUUAAUCCAAAUAGUUUGAUGGUUAUGUAUCCAUUAAUUUGGUUGGUCUGCUUUUUGGUAGCCUCAAGAUUAGAAGCCAUAUGUUCUAAAAUUAGAUUCUUCUGCUAAAAUAAAAAGUUCUGUUUAAUGCUGUUAAAGUCUCACAUUAUUUAUUAUGCAAAGUCAGUCAUUGAUAAAGAUCUGAACAGCUUUUAAUUUCUUCUUAGUUUAUUGUAUCAACAAAUCACACUGGUUAAUUAAGAUUUUGUCUCAUUAGGCUGUCUCUCUUCAAUUUAUUUUUUUUAUUUGUACGGUAAAAAUCAUAUAUAGAAAUAUUCAAUGUGAUUCUAUGAUUUUUUGUUAGUAAGGCAUUUAGCGUUAACUCUUGUAAUAUUGACAUGCCUUUGCUUGUACAAUUUGUAUAAUAAUUAUCAUUUGUGCUUUAUGUUGUAUAAUGGUAAACAAGAUAUUUUGAUGGAAUUCAAUUGUUGAUAUUAAGAUACUUGUGCAUUUUGUACUGGAAUAUUUAUGACUCUACUACUGGGUUCCAAACCAAUAUAUGUGAGAAUAAAAAGGAAAGCAACAUCACCUUGGAUAGAAAAGAAAUACAUAUGAAUACUAAGCUACUGUGUUAAAUAAUUGGUCAUAUUUUGUGACUUUAUGAUAGUGACAUAGUAAAAUUAUUUUAGUUACUGUUAAGAUUAAUGGUUUUGAAUAAAACAUACCAUGGAAGAACAAAUUAAUUCCAAAUACUUAAAAA
Messenger RNA from Mytilus californianus (California mussel), 3249 nucleotides. Its product is annotated as NEDD8-activating enzyme E1 catalytic subunit-like. The record is from RefSeq and is a predicted model, not a curated record. Gene Ontology annotation, biological process: protein neddylation. The transcript has 18 exons. Gene Ontology annotation, molecular function: NEDD8 activating enzyme activity. Gene Ontology annotation, cellular component: cytoplasm; nucleus. NCBI's taxonomy places the organism in Eukaryota, Metazoa, Mollusca, Bivalvia, Mytilida, Mytilidae. The coding region runs from base 232 to 1608 and encodes 458 amino acids.